Molecule: messenger RNA, 1059 nt
Organism: Adineta steineri
Lineage: Eukaryota; Metazoa; Rotifera; Eurotatoria; Adinetida; Adinetidae
Source: the annotation of a GenBank genome assembly
AUGAAAACAUCUAUUGAACAUUUACCUGUUGAAUUAUGGAUCUCAAUUUUUUCUUAUUUGGAAGCACAUGAUCUUCUUCAAGCUUUUACUAAUUUAAAUCAUUAUUUUAAUCAAUUAAUAGCUUCGGAUUAUCUUCUAUUUCAUGUUCGAUUAGGAAAAACUAAUCAUAAUCCAUUAGAAUAUGCUAUUCAUACAUAUUGGUCGAAUUCAAUACUUAAUCGUAUUGUUAGUCUACAACCAAUUAAUCAACAUAAAACUUCUCAUAUACCUGAAUUUCUUCGAUGGCAUUGUACAAAACUUAAUCAAUUAAAAUUUUUAAAAAUGAAAUUACGUGGACGAGAAAUACCAACCAUCUGUAAUAUUCUUCCACAACUUCAUUCUCUUCAUCAUAUUUCUAUCGAAUGUGUACCAAAACAAAUGUUACUUAAAACUAUUCUCGGUGUAGAUACGAUACGUAUUUGUCAAUUGAAUUUUCUACCAGCAGUAACAUCAAUCAUUUAUGAAUCGAGUCAAAUGAGUAAUAUAGAAAAUCUUUAUAUUAAAUAUCGUGAUGAUACAAAUAAUUCUAUUCUUAAUUUUCUUUUAAAUCAUAUGCCAAAAUUAAAAAAAUUGGAAAUUAAUAGUCCAGAAAGUUAUUUUGAUAGUCGUGAUUCACCUUUUGCAAAACCAUUAUUUAUUCUAUUAGAACUUCGAACUAUUAAAAUUCAUUGGUCAUUAAUGUAUUGUGAUCCGAAAUUUUUCGAAAGUUUACAUCAACUUAUGCCAAAUUUACAAUGUUUUUAUCUUGAUAUUAUUUAUAAUUAUUUAACAGAAGAUUUUUUUAAUAAUCUAGUUUGUCAUUGGUGGCCAACUAUUGAAAAAAUACAACAAGCUAAUAUAUUUAUCAAAUGUCGAAGACCUCAAAUAACAAUUGAUAAUAAUAUGCAAAUGAAUGUAGAUAAAUUUCAAUCAACAUUAAUAGCUAUGAAUGAUAAAUACAAUGGAAUUGUUAAAGUUAUAUGGAUGGAAAAAGUUUUUGUAGGAUAUAGAAUUAUUGAAAUUUCUAUUUGUAAAUCUUGA